AUGCAGCGGAAGUGUAGAUCGCGAAUAUGGAUGUUUCUUGGUGUGCUAUGUAUGCUUGCUGUUUCCGUAACAGCUCAACGAGACCGAAGUGAACCAUUGGUCGCCCUCCAGGGGCGCCAUGUUCAGGAAUCAUUACAAGAACUCUCUACUCCCGAAGCCGCCGAGGGAUCCGAUCCUCAAAAAAUACAGGCGGAGGCCCUCGUCCACGAAGCUCUAACCAUCCUCCGAACCCUCGACCCGACCCCCAUACGAUCGCAAGUAGGGACGACCGAAGCAUCACGAUUGAAUCUCUACGGGAAGGUGUUAUAUUAUGCGAAGAAGGCAGCGACAAUAAUCUUGGUGCACAACCCGGCGUCUCUAGAGGAGCCCGUCGAUGCCCCGCCAAAGCAAGCUGCACCAGUGGGCGGGACAGGGUUAUUCGGGAAAAAGUUAAGGGCUGCAGUUGAAAAGUUGGAGGCUGCAAGGGAAAUCGGGAAAAAUGAAGAUGCGAUGUACUUGUUGGCGCAAAUGAACUUCUACGGAAAUUGGUCGCAUCCUAGGAACUAUCCGCUUGCCUUUACAAGAUAUAAGGAGCUUGCAGACUUGACUGGAAACGCGACAGCCCAAAGCGUAGUUGGUUUCAUGUAUGCUACUGGCAUCGGUGGUUCUGUCGAGAGAGACCAAGCAAAGGCUCUACUAUACCACACAUUUGCCGCCUUAAACGGUGAUAGCCGCUCGGAAAUGACAGUAGCUUUUCGCCAUCACAUGGGUAUAGGAACCCCACGUCACUGUAACGAUGCUUCUUUCUAUUACAAGCAGGUUGCCGAUAAAGCGAUUGAUUACUGGAGGUCUGGCCCGCCGGGAGGCCACAGGCUGAUCAAGAAUGCCUAUAGACUUGCAGAUGAUGAAGGUGGUGUUUACGGCGAGGGCGCUUCAGUAAUAUCGUCCGGUAUGAACGCGCUACGUCGGGGAGCUACCGCAAAUGACUCCGGGAGAGAUUUAGAUGACAUCCUUGAAUAUUUAGAUCUUAUGGCACGAAAAGGGGAUUUGUCCGCCACAUUUACUCUGGCAAAAUUGUAUUAUGAUGGAUCAAGGAAUCUCCCGAGGGAUGUUAGGAAGGCAAAGAGAUACUUUACAAAUAUCGCAAAGCAAUACUGGACUCGUGAUGAUAAAACGAUUUCUGGAGGACCGCCAGGACUGGAAAGGCUUGCUGGAAAGGCGGCAGGAUACAUUGGGAAAAUGUACCUGAGGGGAGAAGGAGUUACACAGGACUUUACGCAGGCAGCGGAAUGGUUUGAUAGAGGAAUCAAGACGGGCGAUGCAAGUUCACAGAAUGGCCUGGGGUACAUGUACCUCCAUGGCUAUGGCCUAAAGAUAAACCGUCAAAAGGCAGCUGAUUUUUUCCAGGAGGCUGCUGAGCAGGACCUUCCUCAAGCACAGGUUAAUCUUGGUAAACUCUUCCUCGAACAAAAUGAGCUGGAGAUUGCAAAGCGCUAUUUCGAGCUCGCGGCACGCCACGGAACGCUGGAAUCAUUCUACUAUCUUGCUGAGAUUUACAAUGCUGGACUCGGAGUAGAGCGUUCUUGCCUGAUGGCGACUGCUUAUUACAAAGUCGUUGCUGAGAGAGUUGAGGAUAUGCAUAGUCCUAUGGCAUGGGCGAAUAAAGCAUAUCAUGAUGGCGACAGAGAAAGCGCAUUGAUUGGCUAUAUGAUGGCCGCUGAGCAAGGCUACGAGGUUGGACAAGCCAAUGUUGCAUAUCUCCUUGAUGAAGAAAAGUCAAGACUACCAUUGAGGCAAUUGCUGGGUCCUGAGGAGCCGAAGAAUCCUAGAAACCAGGAGCUAGCAUUGAUAUAUUGGACUAGAUCAGCGAAGCAGCAAAACACUGAUUCACUUGUAAAGAUGGGAGACUAUUAUCUAGCUGGUAUUGGGACUGAAAUGGACUACGAGAAGGCUGCGCAAUGUUAUCAGGCUGCCAGCGAACUGCAGGCCUCUGCACAAGCUUUGUGGAACCUUGGAUGGAUGCACGAAAACGGCAUUGGAGUCGAACAGGAUUUCCAUCUAGCCAAGAGAUACUACGACCAUGCGCUGGAAACAAACCAGGAGGCAUAUCUACCGGUUACCCUGAGUCUGCUCAAGUUGAGGGUUAGAAGCUUUUGGAAUACGAUAACUGGGGGCACUAUCAACGCCAUUGGCGCAGACCCGGAUCCAAAACCAAAACAACGUCCCACUCUCAGCGAAUUCCUCAAGAAAUGGUAUGAGGCCACUCCCGAUGAUUACGGUGACCCAGAAGAUAUCUAUGGUGGCAACAACGCUGGAGAUGAUACACUUGACACCCACGUCCCUGGUGAUGAAUUUUACGGCGAAUUUGACGAGGAUCUUAUCGAGAGCGUUAUCAUUCUGGUACUUGCUGCCGCUGUGGCAAUAUUGGUGUAUUAUAGGCAGCUACGCCAACAAAACUUGGCGAGACGGCAGCAACAACAGCAGCAGGCACAGCAAGCAGGUGUCAUGCCAGGUGGUGCACCAGGAGCGGGAUUCCCGCAGCCACCGGGAGCCCCUGGAUUUGGUGCUUGGGGAAUACCGCAUUAA
Morchella importuna is the source of this 2565-nucleotide messenger RNA. RefSeq lists its product as uncharacterized. Gene Ontology annotation, molecular function: protein binding. NCBI's taxonomy places the organism in Eukaryota, Fungi, Ascomycota, Pezizomycetes, Pezizales, Morchellaceae. Gene Ontology annotation, cellular component: endoplasmic reticulum membrane. The coding region runs from base 1 to 2565 and encodes 854 amino acids. The transcript has 7 exons. Gene Ontology annotation, biological process: ERAD pathway. The record is from RefSeq and is a predicted model, not a curated record.